CAAUUUGAAGGAAGUCUUCACAUUUUCUCCUCCCCCUCCUCUUCUUCCUCCUAAAAAUAUUCUUCUUCUCCUCUUCUGGGUUUAAUCCCAUAAUCAUCAUCAUCUUCGUUACAAUUGUGAAACCCUAGAAAUCCUUGAAGAAGUAAAGAAGGUGUUACAGAGAAAAGAGAUCUGAUAAAAAAUUCAAACAGGAAGAUCCAAUUUGAGAAAAAGGUUUUGUGAAGAUAGAGAAUUGUAUCUAUAUAAAAGAUGGUGAAACUGACACUGAUUGCUCGUGUUACUGAUGGUCUUCCGUUAGCAGAAGGAUUAGAUGAUGGCCGUGAUCUCAAAGAUGCUGAGUUUUACAAGCAACAGGCUAAGGCCUUGUUCAAGAACUUGUCCAAAGGGCAUAACGAAGCUUCAAGAAUGUCUAUUGAAACUGGUCCAUUUGUUUUUCACUAUAUCAUAGAAGGUCGGGUGUGUUACUUAACAAUGUGCGAUCGUGCUUAUCCAAAGAAACUCGCCUUUCAAUACCUUGAGGACCUCAAAAGUGAAUUUGAAAAAGUUAAUGGGAAUCAAAUUGAAACUGCUGCCAGACCCUAUGCCUUCAUUAAAUUUGAUACAUUUAUUCAGAAGACUAAGAAGCUGUACUUGGAUACCCGUACUCAGAGAAACAUUUCAAAACUGAAUGACGAACUUUAUGAAGUCCACCAGAUAAUGACACGUAAUGUUCAAGAAGUUCUUGGUGUUGGUGAAAAAUUGGACCAGGUCAGUCAAAUGUCGAGCCGGUUGACAUCUGAAUCUCGUAUCUAUGCUGACAAAGCCAGAGAUUUAAAUCGACAGGCUUUGAUACGUAAAUGGGCCCCUGUGGCUAUUGUACUUGGAGUUGUCUUCCUCCUCUUUUGGGUCAGAAAGAAAAUCUGGUGAUUUCACACCAAAUUUGUGCAGUUCCAGGUAGCGCUCAUACAAUUUUGCAAUGAUCCCAUUGGCUGAGCAGCGUCUCCCAGUUCUGUUGACCCGAGAAAGCCUCUUCCUGAGUAUGGAUCCCUCACCUGCAAUCGGACAUUCAGUAAAUGCAUCCCGGUGUUAUAUAGUUUUUUUUUUAUUGCUUAAAAGAAUCUAGCAAGCAGUAGUUUUCAUGACUAUGACUGGGUGAAACUUGUUAUGAUCGAGGGAUGAUAGAGUUACAAUCAAGUUGGACAAAUAUUUAUAAUUUUUUUGUUGAAAUUAGAAGUCAGUUUGAUCAUCCAGUAUGGAAAUUGAUGAACUAGAUAUAUCUUCUUACAAAUCACAAAUAAUAAUGUUAACAACAGGAGUAUUUUGUUUCUCUUUUCCAUGGACAAUAGCUUCUUGUUGUAUGUCUAGGUGUGCUCCAAGUAACCAGAUCAUUAUCACCAAAAUAGGUGAACUAUUAUAAAAUAUAUAUUCAGAACA
Papaver somniferum (opium poppy) is the source of this 1413-nucleotide messenger RNA. Its product is annotated as 25.3 kDa vesicle transport protein-like. The coding region runs from base 250 to 906 and encodes 218 amino acids. The record is from RefSeq and is a predicted model, not a curated record. Gene Ontology annotation, molecular function: SNAP receptor activity. Gene Ontology annotation, cellular component: Golgi membrane; endoplasmic reticulum membrane; SNARE complex. The transcript has 6 exons. Gene Ontology annotation, biological process: retrograde vesicle-mediated transport, Golgi to endoplasmic reticulum; endoplasmic reticulum to Golgi vesicle-mediated transport; vesicle fusion with Golgi apparatus. NCBI's taxonomy places the organism in Eukaryota, Viridiplantae, Streptophyta, Magnoliopsida, Ranunculales, Papaveraceae.